CAGAGUCAUCAGCAGGAAGAGGAGGCAGGUCCCUAACCCUAACCCUUCUGUUUGGAGUGAUGAACUCAACAGACAGCAUGUCUCUUUCUUUUUAUCCGAUAUGUUUAUGGACUACUCCUGGGACUUCGUGCUUAGCUUCACAUUUUCACUUUGGACUUUUACUGUACUCUUUCUUCAGUAACGUUAUAGUGGUCAGCACGGCCGGUGAAGAUCGGCCUCGGGUGAUCGGGUCACUUCAGCCAAUCGUGGCCCGUCUGGGUGGUGAUGUCAUCCUGCCGUGUCACGUGGAGCCUUGUCUGGACGUGGAGGAGCUUACAGUGGAUUGGUGGAGGCCGGACGUCCCGCCGGACCCUGAAGAUCCACAGAGCAACUACAGGUAUGUCCACCGUUACCAUGACAAACACCACGAGGAGGACAUGAAGAAGCCGGCGUACGCUGGGAGGACGGAGCUGUUCACAGACGGCCUGAAACACGGAAACAUUUCUCUAAAGAUCAGCAACGUGAAGCAGUCUGACCAAGGAAGAUACAGAUGCCAAAUCCACCAGUUGGGGAGUUCUUCAGUUAUUAUGCUUAAUGUUGAACCACGCUCUGUUGAAACGACAGAGACGCCGCUGCCUCCCCAUAAUCUCCAAAGUCCAGGUCCAAACAAUGAGACGGAUGUUAAAGGUGGUCGACUCUAUCUGAGCGCACAGAUCCCGGGUCUGGCUGCCUGCGUCUUACUGAUCCUGGGUCUGGCUGUCUGCGUCUUACUGAUCCUGGCUGUGUUACUUAAACAAAGGUAUCGAAACACAACCACAACCAGCAGGCCACACCAAUCAGAGUCCGGGGGAAAUCUACUGGCUGUUAAGACCCAGGUGUGUGACGGCUGCGACUGUUCGUUCAAAACAACAAAGGCGGACGGUAAUAAACUGAUGGUUCAUCCAAUCACCUGCCAGGUGCCCUGCACUAGUCCAAACUGUUACAAUGACGGCUUCUCAGACGGUUUGGUGUAAUAAACCAUCUGGCUUGUCAGUUGUGUUCCAAAGCCUGGUCAGCACGGUGCAGGUUUGGGUGUGAGGGCCUGUUGGCACAAACGUGGCUGUGUCCAGCAGUAGAGAGACAUUUUAUAACUUUGAUUGUUAAGUUGAUUUUCUUACUGACGUCUUUUUGAACACUGUCCUCUGACUUUCCAGUCACUCCAGUUAUGAGAGUUGACAAAAUGGCGGCGCUGGGGAGGAUGAUGCGGCUGAGCCAGUGUUGUAGUGAAUGUUCAACAGUGCUGCGCUAAGUGGGAAAGUCGCAGACUGGCAUACUUGCCUUAAGUUACCAGUUAACGCUAGCUAGCUAUCUUGGUUGGCAGAUUGCUGAACAAGAAAUUUUUAGGCGAACAAAUGUUCCAUUUAAUUUUGAAGUGAAAACACACAGUGAGAAGGUCAAAGUUUAAA
This is a messenger RNA of Sander lucioperca (pikeperch), 1424 nucleotides long. RefSeq names its product butyrophilin subfamily 1 member A1-like. NCBI's taxonomy places the organism in Eukaryota, Metazoa, Chordata, Actinopteri, Perciformes, Percidae. The transcript has 5 exons. The record is from RefSeq and is a predicted model, not a curated record. The coding region runs from base 60 to 992 and encodes 310 amino acids.